Tetrahymena thermophila SB210 is the source of this 539-nucleotide messenger RNA. RefSeq names its product oxalate/formate antiporter protein. Gene Ontology annotation, biological process: nucleocytoplasmic transport; activation of GTPase activity. The record is from RefSeq and is a predicted model, not a curated record. Gene Ontology annotation, molecular function: GTPase activator activity; small GTPase binding. The annotation marks the transcript as partial. The transcript has 7 exons. NCBI's taxonomy places the organism in Eukaryota, Ciliophora, Oligohymenophorea, Hymenostomatida, Tetrahymenidae. Gene Ontology annotation, cellular component: perinuclear region of cytoplasm; nucleus; cytosol.
AUGAUAUAAUAGAUUAAAAAAUAUUACGAAUUAGAAGAAUUUAAAAGUUCUUCACUUUUAUCUCAUUAGGUUAUCCAUAUUAAUCUCAAUGAAAAUUAAAUUGGUGAUCAAGAUGCAUCAGGCUUAGGUUCUGCUUUAGCAAAUUGCAUUAAUCUCUCAAAUUUGACACUUGAUCUUGGUUACAAUUAAAUUGGUGAUGAAGGUGCAUCAGGCUUAGGUUCUGCUUUAGCAAAUUGCAUUAAUCUCUCAAAUUUGACACUUGAUCUUGGUUACAAUUAAAUUGGUGAUGAAGGUGCAUCAGGCUUAGGUUCUGCUUUAGCAAAUUGCAUUAAUCUCUCAAAUUUGACACUUCACCUUGGUAACAAUUAAAUUGGUGGUGAAGGUGCAUCAGGCUUAGGUUCUGCUUUAGCAAAUUGCAUUAAUCUCUCAAAUUUGAAUCUUGUCCUUGCUCGAAAUUAAAUUGGUGCAAUUGGUGCAUCAGGCUUAGGUUCUGCUUUAACAAAUUGCAUUAAUCUCUCAAAUUUGACACUUGACCUUUC